UUACGUUGGUAGGAAGUGAUGCUUCCGUGAGCGGGUUGUGAUGGAACUCCGCCUGGGCGACGUUAUGACAAUAUUUAAUGGUUACAGUGACAUUGUUUACAUUUUAAAGGCUUGACAGUAAAAUGCCACUGCUCGUAGCUAGCCAGCAGCUAGCUGUUAGCUUCGCUCCGCUCGUCGUUCCGCUGCAGUGCCGCUCAGUGUCCGACCAGAAGAUGACGACGAGGGUUUAAAUGUCAGCUCGGAGACGGUGCAUUCCGUCCGCGAACACAGACAUGGCCUCCCAGCUCCAGGUGUUCUCCUCUCCCUCCGUGUCCUCCAGUGUCUACCCACGCUCAAAGAAGCUUAAGGUCGAGAACCCUACCUGGGAUGUGAGCAGCCAGUUGGGAGAUAAUGGUUACUACCGACAGAGCCCCAGCCAGAGGUCUGUACCAUCUACAUCUGGCUCCAGCUUCAACCAGGUGUACAAUUCCAACCAGGUGCACCCACUCACAGCAGGCUCCCGAGAGCAGACAGUUGUACGGGCAGCAGACAGCACAGGCAGCCUUCACAGGCAGCCCUCAUCAUCUACGUCAUCGUCCUCUUCUAUCCGUCGUAUUAAGGAUGCGGCAUCCUCCUCCCAGCCUUGCGAGCUCUUUCACAAACAGUACAGUUUGAAGAGAAAGAGUGAGGAGGUGGACAGCAGUGACAGUGUCCAGAUACUGGAAGAACUUUCAGCCCCAGUGGUCUCAAACCGCACUGGUGGUGGCGGCGGGGGAACCACCACAGCUCAGUCCAUAGCACAUUCCACUUCUACCACGAAGAGCAGCAACUCCCACAGCGAGGGCGACUACCAGCUGGUGCAGCAUGAGAUCCUGUGCUCCAUAUCCAACAGUUACGAAGUGCUGGAGUUUCUGGGACGAGGGACAUUUGGCCAAGUGGCAAAAUGCUGGAAGCGAGGCACAAAUGAGAUAGUGGCCAUCAAAAUAUUGAAGAACCAUCCCUCUUAUGCUCGACAAGGUCAAAUUGAAGUGAGUAUCCUCAGCAGGCUGAGCACAGAGAACGCAGAUGAGUUCAACUUUGUCCGCUCAUAUGAGUGUUUCCAGCACAAGAACCACACGUGCCUUGUGUUUGAGAUGCUGGAGCAGAACCUUUACGACUUCCUGAAGCACAGCAAGUUCAGCCCUCUGCUGCUCAAGUGCAUACGACCGAUCCUGCAGCAGGUCGCCACGGCGCUGAUGAAGCUGAAAAGCCUGGGGUUGAUCCAUGCUGACCUGAAGCCUGAAAACAUUAUGCUGGUGGAUCCUUUGAGGCAGCCCUACAGAGUGAAAGUCAUUGAUUUUGGUUCUGCAAGCCAUGUGUCCAAAGCCGUUUGCUCCACCUACCUGCAGUCGCGGUACUACAGAGCUCCAGAGAUUAUUUUGGGUCUUCCUUUCUGCGAAGCGAUCGACAUGUGGUCUUUAGGCUGCGUCAUUGCUGAGCUUUUUUUGGGAUGGCCGCUCUAUCCUGGUGCCUCAGAGUACGAUCAGAUCCGUUACAUUUCCCAGACUCAAGGACUUCCAGCAGAAUACCUGCUGAGUGCGGGAACCAAGACGAGCCGGUUUUUUAACAGAGGUCCUGACUCAAGUUAUCCCCUCUGGAAACUCAAAACACCGGCAGAGCAUGAGGCAGAGAUGGGAAUUAAGUCAAAGGAGGCAAGAAAAUACAUCUUCAACUGCCUGGAUGAUAUGGUGCAGGUAAACAUGACAAAUCUGGAGGGCACAGACAUCCUGGCAGAAAAGGCUGACAGACGGGAGUUCAUAGACUUACUGAAGAAGAUGCUGACACUCGACGCAGACAAACGGAUCACACCCAUGAAGACGCUAAACCACCCUUUUGUCACCAUGACACACCUGCUGCACUUUCCUCACAGCUCACAUGUGAAGUCCUGCUUCCAGAAUAUGGAUAUAUGCAAACGCAGAUGCCCCGCCUUUGAGAAUGGAAAAAAUAUGUUUGCCAGCAACAGCACCCCCAGUGCAGCCGCCAACCUCACCGUCACCUUUAGUAGCCAACUAAACCAGCACAAUCAGAUGGGUUCUGCAGGUGGUCAGUCCCUGUCUCUUAGCAGUAACGUCCCACUGCUAAAUUAUCAGCCUGGCCUGUACCAGCAGGCCACCAUCAACAUCCCUGGACUGGCCCAGCAGGGAGUUCCCCUGCAGACCAGACCCACCCAGCUCUGUGCCCAGACAGAGCCUUUCCAGCAGACGCUCAUCGUUUGUCCACCGACGAUCCAGGGGCUUCCAACAUCCAAUAAACCCUCUGGAUAUCCAGUGAGAAUGGACAACUCAGUACCCUUAGUUCCUCAGAACCAGUCAUCUCAGUCACUUCACAUCCAGCCUGGCAUGUUAGCACAGGGCUCCUUCGACCCCAUGAUGCUUGGUAACCUGUAUGCCCCAGUGGCAGGAAUGCCUUGCUUACACCCGCUCCCACUGCCAGGUGGCGGCUUGGGUGGAAAGUCUGGUGGCUUUUUGGAUAAGAAUGCCUUCAUGCUGCAGGGCUGGCCAGCAGGAACUCAGCAGAUCCUCAUCCCUUCCACCUGGCAGCAGAUGCCAGGCAUGACCAUCCAUAACCCUGGGCAGGCCGUCGUUCCUGACUCACCAAUGGCAGCUCCCGUCCUCGACAGUCAGCAAGCUUCUGGCUGGAGAGGUCGCCAUGCCAACCAGUAUGAUGGUGUCAGCCAGCAGGAGUCCAGUGUGGGCCGUCACGCUGCGUCCCAAAGUCACAGCUCAAGAGCCACUCAGUCGAGAUCCCAACAAGGCAAGCGGUCCAAGGCCCGCCACGCUGACACCAGAACCAGACCGCUGUCCUCUGUUCAUUCGACCACCACUGUAAUCCACAACUCCCCCUCCUAUGUCGGCAACCAGUCUCAGCCAAUCAUCAUCUCUGACACGCCGAGUCCUGCUGUCAGCAUCAUCACCAUCCACAGCGACUCAGAAGAUGAGGAUGACAGGAAGAUCCCUGCUGCUUGCUCUGGAACCAGCCAGAGGACCAACGUGAUUAGCUGCGUGACGGUGCAUGACUCCCACGACUCGGACUCUUCUACCAGCAGCCCUUUGAGUCUGAAGGCCAGCUCACAGCACACAAAGUCCCUGACCAUCACUACUCCCUCUGUCAAGAGCCAGUCUGGGCAAAGUACUAUCUACAAAGCUCCUUUAGCUCCAGAUCAAGGAAUUACAGGCACUGGAAAGUCCAAGAAAGGGUCCAUUCAGCAGACUGGCCGAUCAGUAGAUCCCAACACUGACUGCAAUCAAAGAGCUGCAUCCAGCAGAUCUCAGCCUCUUAACUUGAGCCAGGUGCAGCAGUCUAUGAUGAUACCAUCCCAUGACCAAACAGGAAGUACUAGUUCCCUGAGGCGGCAGCCCACAUACCCGCCUCCUGUGUCCUCUCACUCGUCCUACCGGCUUCACGAAGGCUCCCUCUUUGGCUCAACCCCAAACCUGUAUGCCUACCCGGCAUCUGCUGCACUUGCCUCUGUUUCCCAAGCUGUAGACCACAUGCAAGGGGCUCCAUCCCGUCACAGCAGGGCCAGUGGGGCGUACUCCUCAAUGGCCCUGCUCCAAAGGAAUGGCAGCCUGGCUCUCGGAGGUUCUGCCUCGGGACAGUACAGCAACCACCACCCCCAACAACAGCAGCAGCAGCAACACCACCUGGGAGGGCAGCACUUCCAUCGCUCCUCUGCUCCGUACCAACGAAAACUCAACCAUUACCCAUACCUGGAAAGACUGAUGGCUGACUGAGAGACAAAUUGGCUUCAUAGCACAAAGGUGAUAGGAGCACAAACGAGUCACAGGCCACUUCGGUAAGAUUAGUUUUUAAAUGUGCUUUCUCCUUUAUUGUUAAGUCCUUGGUUUUAGAAUGUCCUGAUUAUUUCAUUAAUCAAUAAUGAUGUCAUCAGAAUUUGUUUUAAUCAUGGCAAUUUUUAAAAAAUAUUUGUGUUGCAUCUUAACUGCAACAAACAGUGCAGAGUGUAACUUAAUGACAACUAUUGGAGCCUUCGUUAUCGAACCAAUUCCAGAUUUUUGAUCCCAUCUGACUCGUAGGUUUCAGACGGUAUUGGUGGAAUCUCGAGGUUCUGUCUGGGCUCUGUGGAGUUAAAUGCUCUCUUCACAGGAUUAAUUUUUUUAAAUUCUAGGUUCUACUUGUCGACAUUUUCCGAAAUGGCACUUGAAAUUGUACUUCAGCUGGAAAACUGUGUGGAGGUGGAAUUUGCAGAUCAGCCAAUAGUGCAUCAGUUUUCCUGUAACUUCUAAAUGAAAAGUAGAACAAGCAGGAGAAGACUGACGUGUCCUUAGUAUGCACUCUGCACGUUUUAUUAGGUAGAAAUAUGCUGAACACGUCUAAAAAUGUUUAGUACCAACUGUGACAAAAGUCGUUCUUCCUUGUUUGUUUACAUUUGAAAUCGUGCGCUUAGAAGACUGAGGUCAGAAUUUUUGGGGGGAACGUUCGAUGGCACCGUGGUCGCGGCCCACCACACUUUACACGCUGCACUGUAUAACAUUUUUGAUUCCUUGUGUUGAAAAACACAAGCUGGACUCUUUAGCACUAACGUAAGCUGCUCUUAUUUAAAUUAAUGUUUUAAGCCUUAAGGGGGCACUUUGUUCAUUUUGUCAGGAUGCUGUGAGAUCAGAUUAAUAUGUUGUGUGUUUUGAUUUCUGAGUGUACUGUGCUUGUUAUCUAUACAAUGGAAACAAAUGGAGAAAUUGAUGUUCUGUGUAAUGUCACUGUCUUGAAUGUUUCUUUCAUUGUGUGAUGAGUCAGUUUUUUAAUGUUUAGUGUGUUGAAUGGUUCAGUACACAUCAGUGUAAAUUAAGGUGUGGUAUUUAAAAGGUUUUUGGUUUUUUUUUGGCCGUUUUACUGAUGAUUGCAUGUGUCCCAUUUGUAGUAUCAUUCCAGAGAUGUGUAACUGCACCUUCAGCAGUUUUUCAAAUUCUGCUCACAGAAGUACAAGAAUUUAUUAAUGAAACUGAGGAAAAGCUAAUUUUGUGAUGUUACGUUAAAUGUGCACAAAACGUAACAAAUUAGCCAUUAUGAUCGCAAAAAUGUUGAUUACAGUUGUAAUAUUUGUUAUCCAUUUAAGUUCACUUUGUGACUAUUCAAAGUGGCAGUUCCUAAAAAUGUUUAGUAACAAAUUGUUGGUUUGAUGAAAUGAUUGUCGUUCCUAUAAUCUGGCCGUGUUGUGGUACAUUAUGUAGGACACAAUGAACCUUAACCAGUAUAUACACACGCAAUAAAAUGUUCUCAAACCUU
Thalassophryne amazonica is the source of this 5262-nucleotide messenger RNA. RefSeq names its product homeodomain interacting protein kinase 1a (gene hipk1a). Gene Ontology annotation, biological process: peptidyl-threonine phosphorylation; intrinsic apoptotic signaling pathway in response to DNA damage by p53 class mediator; peptidyl-serine phosphorylation. Gene Ontology annotation, cellular component: cytoplasm; PML body; nucleus. The record is from RefSeq and is a predicted model, not a curated record. The transcript has 17 exons. NCBI's taxonomy places the organism in Eukaryota, Metazoa, Chordata, Actinopteri, Batrachoidiformes, Batrachoididae. Gene Ontology annotation, molecular function: ATP binding; protein tyrosine kinase activity; protein serine/threonine kinase activity. The coding region runs from base 231 to 3752 and encodes 1173 amino acids.